Molecule: messenger RNA, 1751 nt
Organism: Homalodisca vitripennis (glassy-winged sharpshooter)
Lineage: Eukaryota; Metazoa; Arthropoda; Insecta; Hemiptera; Cicadellidae
Exons: 12
Coding region: 77-1576 (499 amino acids)
Source: RefSeq, a predicted model, not a curated record
UAUAAACAUAAGUAAGAGUUUAUUUCCGAUCCUGUUACAGGCAAAAGUGAGUUUCUUCUGCAAAGGUCAGCCACCGAUGUUAAUUGAUGAUCCCCGCUACAGUGAAAUUUUUCAGAAAGUUGAGAAGACAAAGUAUCCGACAAUGCCGGAAGUGUUGCAGUACAUUGAAGAUUUCUUCACUAAAGACAGCGACACUGAACUGAUUUUUGGUACUGACUUUACCAAGGAUGAACGUGAAGAAAUCCAAAUGUUUGCCAGGAUUCGCAAGCUAGGGUACCGUUUCUAUGCAUCAAAGGCAACAGAGAAGGAAGCAGACCAUAUUGUGGUCUUCAUCAAACGCACUCCUCAGUACUUACGAGACAAGCUAAUAAAGAGUAAGGAAGACCUGAAGUAUGUGCUGAUCCCUCCGAGUGUUGUUGGGGAAAACUAUGACAGCCAUAUAAACAAGUAUGAGCAGGAACAUUUCAAAGAAGAGGAGAAAUUGGUCCAUAACUUCUGGAAAUCAGUGAGAGAAAAUUAUAGAAAAGACAGUGAAGAAAACCAAGUAAUAAAAGUAAUAAAACCAGAAAACACAAAACAAGAAAGUAUAAAACAAGAAAGUAAAAAUCAAGAGAGUGUAAAACAAAGAAAUGUAAAGCAAGAAAGUAAAAGAUUAGGAGUUUCAGGUAGAAAUGCAGUUAGUCGAAAUACUAAAUCUACUGGAAGAUUUGGUGCAAAUAAACGCCAGUACCAAGAGUACUCCAGGUUUGAUGAUCCGUCACGUUUCAGGAAUGACUACAUGCAGCUUCAAAAUGGCCGACACCGACAAGUUGAAGGUCCUCCGCCUUCCAAACGUCCACGCCAAGAAGGUGCAUCUCUACCAAGCAAUCUUCCACCCAAGAUCAGCUGGGAUAUUUGGCAAAAGCUGCAACCACUCCUGAUUGUCUGGCCUCUCACCAUCUGCAGUCGGCUGGAAGAUAGAGCCACUUUGGUACUGGACGCUAACUUCCACGUUGAGUACUUUGAGGAUGACCACGGUUCUAUUGCAGUUGUGAUUAGGUUCCCAAUGCGCAACGGAACCGAGCGAAGAUUCAGUGUUUCUAUAGCAGAAACUAAAAAUAAGGCUGCCGAUUUCGCUCUACAGAAAAUGCUGAGACACAGUACAGUGAUCAAGCCAAAUCCUGUCUACUUGUGUGAUGGAGGAGUGCCGAACUUUAUCAGGUAUAAAGUUCCAUGUCAAGCAUAUCCUCGAAGUUACAUAAUCCUGACCGAGUAUGACACUGGACCUCUGUCUCUUAGUGGAAUCAGAGAUAUUUUUGACACCUUCAGAAGCAGCUUCAAUGAAGAUUUGUUCUUUGACAAGGAUGGCUACACGUUCGAUGAAAAAAUGACGAUCAUUGAGGAAGCACCUAAAUUCAACCUGAAUGUUCGCCAUUUCGGAGACGUCCCAGGCGUGGUCAAUCGUUAUGUGUGCGUCUACAAGACAAAACCCAAGGAACAAAUUCUGGAGGAGGUGCUGAAGAUGCGUGGUGCACAUCCCAAGUACACCAUAACCACUGACCGUCUGCCACCGCAUCUCGGACUGAACGUCUUUUAGGGAGACCUAAUCAGAGUUAUUUAGAGUGGUAGAAGAGAACCACAAGAUUGGGCUACUAUUAUCAAUAAGUAACAGUAAUUAAUUACUUUGUAUUUUGCAGUGUGUUCUUUUACGUUGUAGACUUGUAUUAUUUUAGUUUAAUUACAUCAAACCUUAAUUAAAAUGAUCAUUCCAA